AUGGUCGCCGAACGACCGCGGGCACAGGUUGCCCUCGUGGUGGUCGCAAAUUUAAUUAGGGACUGCGUAAGCGUUUCAAAGAAGGGUGGAAGCCGACUCAGUAAUAAGCGACGACGAGCAGGGCAGGCUGUUUCGCAUAGGGAACGGGUCAAGGCGUUGGGCCCCAAGCGGCCCAAGGUCGUCGUACGAUUCACUGUUUUCGCAUCGCCGAAUGUCGCAGCCGACGUCGUGUUCCCCACAGCGGAUGACGGCGGCCUCAACAGACAGCGAACCCGGCAAACACAACAGGCGUCCUUCAGUAAUAGACGGAUUCCAGUGCAACAGCAGCAACCCAAGCAGCAGCAGCAACCACAACAACAACAACAAAGUUCUUCGAGUUUCGAGCGUGGAUUUCCUGAAUUCCGAGUGCAGAAUCCUCAGUUGAGGCCGCAGCAACAGCCGAUACAACAACAGCAACAAAGGCAGCCUUCAGUAGUACAGCCGAUUGCUCCAGUGCCCACUGGUCGACUCAUUUCUCAGCGAAACCCGGCAAUAAGCGAAAUCCAAACUAAUGAAUUCCACGUUCCCGAACCACACGGAAAUCUCCAGCCGGGCUUCACUGAAGAAACAGCCGGACCAUUCGUGGAACUGCCGUUCUCGGCAUUCGGGAUCAAACCCGAAGACUACCACGAUAGCAGCGAUAGUGGGGACGACCAGGAUUACGACACCGAAGACGUAGACACGACCCCACCCCCGGUUGUCACAACGACCGAGAAACCCGUUCAGGGUCGGGUCACGGACGAGGCUAAUCCAGGCCUACAAGAGCCCGAACUCACGGAGGACGGGUUGAUCAAGGGGGAUCCAUCUGUGAACGGAAUCAAUUUCCGUCCAUUCGGUGUUGUUCCGCUCAAGCCCAUUCACAAUGGUUGGACACGUGAAACCGCCGGAAAUUUCGAAACCCUACCCUUGAGUGAGUUCUUUUUGGACGAAGUUGAAAACACCGGCAUCAAGAAAAAAAAGCCAGAAAAUGAACAGACUCAGUCUGCGCCGCAAACGACAACAAUACGAUCGUUGCAACAGUUCAACCAAUUCGCUUCUAAGGAUGACGACGAUUUUCUAGAACCAGAGGUGACCGUCAAACCCAAGCCAUUGCCAGUCGUUCCAAUUCGCCUCGAACACAACGGCUACAACGAGCGAACCGCGGGAAAAUUCAUCGAACUGCCAUACAGCGACUUCUUCCUCGAUGACGUGCCCAAUAAGGGAUACCUCGUCACUAAAAGUCCAGCAGAGAAGGCGAGAGAGGCAACAACGCCAGACUCCGGUUCAGAAGAAAUCACAACUACGCCGACAACUGGCCCAACUGCACAAACGGUUAAAUUCACCACAGAACAAACUACCACGGAAAUCCCCCCAACCACGUCAACAACCCGUCCUCAACCGAUCACAACAACGGAGCAGACGCGGGAUUUUAGACCUUUGGUUUUUGUUGAGCAAGAAGCGCCGAAACGAGUUUUGCCAACGACUUGGGAUUCAUCACUGAACAGCAUUUUCCGGAAAAUCCCUGACACUGAACCAAGCUUCUUCACUUCGCCACACACAACUUCACCAUCCAUUGAUUCCACCACAGACUCGGAGACAACUAGAUUUUUGGAUAAUGAUGUUUUCUCUACUAUUGGGAAAGGUCUUCCAAGUGUGUUUGACUCAAUUUUAAAUGAAGGAGGGCCUGAGCAGGCAACAUCUCCGGCAGUGAGAAAUACGAUAGAUUUUACCCCGAUUACGUCCAGUGCUGCGGAAGAUGCAACCGAAGCGACUCGCGGCGGUAGAACUCAAUUUCAACCAACAAGUCCAUCGAGCAUUGGCAGAUUUUCCCCGACAACAUCGAUUGACCUUCGAGGAUUCGAACAUGGAACAUUUUCUGCUCCUGGGACAGCAGAGAUGACUGGAGACAACCCUGAUUUUCCUACAACAUGGCAGCAAGCUUUUAGCCAUGGCCCAAAAUUUAAUUUUGAUUCAACUACGAAGAGAACUUUUGGAACAAACAAAAUCUUUUCUGAUCUGGCCUCCGAACGACACGGAAAUGGAAUCACAGAGAGUUCGCCUCCUUCCACCAAUAGUUUCUCACCCAGUAAAUCUACUUUUAGGAAAAACCCUGCUUCUGAAGAAAUUCAACCGGGCCGCUUUCAGCCGACCACAGAGCCAAGCUUCAUCCCAAUAAUCGCGUCAUCAGAUGUCAAGGGCACCGAAUUUAAGUCGGCUGUAGUGAAAACAGAAGCCAGGACAACAACUCAGAAUAAUCGCAGCUUUCCAGCCACUCCACAAACAACACUGAGUCACGGCCCAGAUUUCAACUCUGAUCAGACGUCAAGAACCUUUGAAACAAAUGAAGUUGCCACAGAGCCUAACCCUAAAGAUUUACCAAAGCUUCCAAAAGCUGAACAAGCGCUAGAACGCUCCAGGAAACGUUUGGGACAAGGUGUUGAAAAAGGAUCUGAAGAUAAGUCGCAGCCUGUUCACCCAGAUUGGCGAGCAAAUUUAGUGCCUGGAACAAAUAAUAAGCUACACAAUUUCACAAAUGUGGCACAAACUGCAACUGAAAAUCUACCCCAAGUAACAGCAAACAACAAGGAUGAGGAAAUAGAAAAUGCAGUUGAUUCUGCGUCAUCAACUCAACCACCACGAAGAACAUGGCGGCCAGCAACGUUGAGACGAGUGGUGCCAGGGCUCCGCUUCAAAGCUCGCGGAUCGGGCGACAACAGUUCAGAUUCUACACCAACCCGAUUGUUCCGCAGACCAAAAUUGAGCAGCCCACAAGUUGACAGCACAACUACACCAUCUGUGACACCUACAACAUCAGCAGCUUCAGAACCACCUUCACGCCUCUUCCGUCGCCCCAUCACUCAAAAUGUUGUCGACGUUGCAGAGGGAGCUUCAACAGAGCCUACUUCAACACGAGGCGUGUCUCGGCCCGGUGUGACAAGACCCAGUUCUUCCAGCGACACCAGUACUGUUACCAAGUCUGGUAAUCUGGUCCCUGGUUUGACAAGAACCUCGUUGCGGCAAUUCUUCGAACAGAGGAAUCGUAUGAGGACAAGUGUUUUGGUAUCAUCAAGAGAGGGCGUUGGAGUAGCAGGGAAGAAAGAUGCCAAGGAAUCGGGGUCGCUGACUGAAGAAGGAUCCGCAACUCGCUAGAAUGAAAAGAAUGAAUUGGGGCAAAAUCCAAGGCACAUGCUUAUUUGACACCGUUUCCACACAAAACCGGAGGAUUUCAAAUUCUGAAUGAACCAACCAUUCAGGAAUUCGACGUUUUGUUCACAAACGUGUUGAUUUGUUCCUGGAAAAAGUGCGCACGUAGAUGCGUGUCCACACAAAGAUUCAUUUUUGUGAUUUUUCAAGCCCAAUGCCUGGCAGUUUUUAAGGAAAUGUUCGGGGAAAAUUGUGGGCUAAGAACACAUUUUUUUGUUACAAGUAGAGAUGUUCAAAUUGAAACUUAAAAUAUAGUCUUUCCAUAUUUUUCUAUUCUCUCAAAAUGAUACCGAAAUUCUUUAAAAGACGUUAAGCUAAUUGAUACGUCGGAAAUAAAAUUGAAUGUACGCGGAGAGCAAACAAAAAACGCGCUGCUUUAAAAAUGUUGAGCACCUCAAGAUAUACUGUAUCCAGUACUAUUAAGAGCUUUUGAAAUCCUCUUUGAUCAAGACUGUGUUCUAUACGUUAUUGAGAUCGCGUAUGUGACAAUGUUAUUUUGUUUGGUAUUCGUUAAGAAACUUGUCAGUUACCAAUGGCGUAUUCGUAUAAUAGAGACGUUUCCGGCAUGCCUCAAUAGUAACAAAUAUCUCAACUGCUGUGAGAAGAAAUUUCCGUCUGUUUUUGAUUUUCAAGUCAUGAUCAUUUCCCUAUGAGAGCGGAUGCCUUCGGUAUUCAGGAUUUUGCGGAACUUUCAAGUCGAGAAAAUAAAAAAAUAUUUGAACUGAAGAAGUACAAUUUGAGUUUACUGAAGUUGUUACAAUAAGUGGCUGAACAGUAAGCUUGAAUUUUCAGCAGUUGGAGGCAUGACAGCCCUUCUGCCAUAUGCGUGUUUCUCAGAACUCCUGCACAUUCACAGAUUGAUCAUUGCACUGCUUUUACAAAACAUCACCAAUUGCUUUGAUUUUGAGAAAAUUUGCAAGAUGAAACUAUAGCAGUUCACGAACAGAUGAUGAAAAUCGCCACGAAAAUUCCGAUCAAUUUUCAGCCGUAUCACCUGUGAUGAGCUCUUUUAGGGCGUGACCGACAAAUAAAAAGCAAGUGAGCAUGA
Messenger RNA from Notodromas monacha, 4270 nucleotides. The record is from the annotation of a GenBank genome assembly. Lineage: Eukaryota; Metazoa; Arthropoda; Ostracoda; Podocopida; Cyprididae.